This is a messenger RNA of Aspergillus sclerotioniger CBS 115572, 1593 nucleotides long. RefSeq lists its product as uncharacterized. Gene Ontology annotation, molecular function: protein binding. The annotation marks the transcript as partial. The transcript is spliced from 4 exons. The record is from RefSeq and is a predicted model, not a curated record. NCBI's taxonomy places the organism in Eukaryota, Fungi, Ascomycota, Eurotiomycetes, Eurotiales, Aspergillaceae.
CCAUUUGUGGAGAUCAACGUCAACGAGAAAGAGUUGACAGACAAAGGUUUCGAUGAGUUUAUUGGUGUCUUGAUCAAAUGCAUCAAGUUUAAAGAUGACGAGCACCCCUUGGGACGCACCAGGGUUACUGAGCUCCAUUUGCAAGGAAACCAGCUCACGCUCGAAUCACUGUCUCAGUUGGCCGAGGUAGUUGCUCUUAGUGCCGGUGACCUCCGUGAAUUAGACCUUUCCCAGAACAAGAUCCAGAUCGAGACUGCGGAAGACAUUGAGCAGUGGGUUUCAUUCCUAAAGGCGUUUGAAAACUGCUUCGUGCUCAAGAAGCUUGAUCUGGGAGGUAACCCUCUUGGAAGACUGGGCCUUGAGCACUUUGCUCGGGUCUAUCUGAAAAGUGGCCUUGACUUCUUGGAAGAUGACGCGGAUGCUCUUCUUGGCUCUGAACUAGCCGAUGAAUGUUCCCCUGUUGAGACAGUGGCUAAAUCUGGCAAGGAAAACGAGCCCAAACACCUCAAGAAGAAAUCCCCCCACAAGGGAAAAGGUGCCCGGCAGAGCAGCCACACUCAUGUUGACCCGACAGGUAUCAAGAAGCACGCAUGCACGCGCGGUCUUCGCUCCAUUCCAUACCUUGUCUUGUCGGACAUUGGAUUGUCAAGUACCGGCGCCCUCCACCUCAUGAGCAUGCUCAAUGUUCAACGAACUCGAGAGCAACUCCUCAAAUAUCUCCCUUCGGGUAAACCGAAAGGACUACCUGGCAGCGAGGCCCUGUGCAAGAGCAUAAUUUGGCGCCCUAAUGAUACCCUUGAUGCUCACACGCAGCGAUUGCUCGAGGUUUCUGAAGCCCUUCGCGACAUGAAGUCUGACUCCGAUUCCGAAGAAGAAGAUGUGAAUGACGAGGAUGAUGCAGAGAAGACUGCACAAAACAAGCUUCAGAACGAUUUGAAGGGAGAGUACAGUCGUAAAAGCAAGCGUGUCCGCCUCCAGGCACUCAAGGAAGACGGGGUGCAUGGCAGCACUAUUUGGGGCACUGCGUUGAAGAUGAUGCUUGUUUCUAGGGUGAUUCUGCUCGAUGGCCAGGAACAUCCGAAGGAGGUGUCCGAGGCCCAAGACGACAAGGGGAAGAACGAGAGGGAUGAUGAAGGAGAUAACGAUAGCGAAGGCGCAAACGAGGACUCAUCGGAGACACCCACCUUCUCUCACAUCGAGAACCGAGCCACCGGUCCGUUCCAUCCAAGUGCGCAGGCUUUCAAUUUCGACUUCCCCACGCUGCAGGAGGCCCAUGAACCAUUCGUCUCAGAGGGAGCGGCCAGCCAGGACGAAGCGAAGAAUCCUCCUUCUGGGGAGCAGACCCCGCAUCAGAGUUCUCUGGCUCUCCGCGCCGCCCGAAAGUUGCCACGCGAUCUUCCCUUUGACUUGUUGCGGCGAGUGAUAGCUGAGGCCGUUGGCGCCGACGGGAUCUUGGAUCACGAUCAGCAGGAACGCAUCAUAGAAUAUGGUGCUAGCUGGCAGGCCUUGGCCAACGAGUUGAAGUUUCAGGGGGCAGAGGAGCACCAGCAGAUCUGGAAGCUCCUCGACACCUUGAAAUGCUUCGAAUACACC